Molecule: messenger RNA, 2506 nt
Organism: Tripterygium wilfordii
Lineage: Eukaryota; Viridiplantae; Streptophyta; Magnoliopsida; Celastrales; Celastraceae
Product: R3H domain-containing protein 2-like
Exons: 5
Coding region: 299-1684 (461 amino acids)
Molecular function (GO): nucleic acid binding
Source: RefSeq, a predicted model, not a curated record
CGACGUGAAGAAUAAUCACACACACACGUUUCGUGCACCCAGACAUCACAUAAACCCAGAUAUCGUCAAACCCUAUCCCCUCACGCACAGUCUCUCUUUCUCGAAUCAUCAGCUCCCCAAUUCGAGCCCUAACCCUAAAAUUGAAUUCCAAUUCAGCAUGAAAAUAAGAGCUAGGGUUCCUCUCUAUUCCCCAAAUCCACUAGACGUUAUUGGAUGACCACCAAAAUUGCUUCCUGUUUCACGAACCCUAAUCACACGUGCUCUCUCUGUGACUCUUUUUGAGUUCCUCGUUUGUUUCAUGGAGGGCCCUGUGGUUGAGGAUCUCGGAGCACCUGAUUCAUGGGAGGUGGCGGAUUUGGACGCGAAUUUGAGCAGAUUGAUGCUCAGAGACUCCAAUUCCUCGAAGAAAGCUUCAUCGGAGUCGCUCUCAGCUGAUUCCUUGAACUCAGCUUCCGUAUCUGGUUCUUUUUCGUCCACUUCGGCUGGUACUGAGAAGGUCUCGCAGGAUGCCAUCAAUCAGGUGGAUCAGUUCCUCCGCGAAGCUCUGCAGAACCCUCGAGAGCGUCUUUCUGUUCUCCGGAUGGAGCAAGCUGUUGAAAAGUUUAUUCGUGAUCCUAAUCAGCAGCAGUUAGAGUUUCCACAGCUGCCUACUUCAUAUUUACGGUUGGCUGCACACCGCGUGGCACAGCAUUACUCACUACAUUCUAUGGUUUUAUCAGAUAAUAAUCUAUCUGACAGUUCUGGAUCUAGAAUUAUUGUCUGCAAGACUUCUGAGUGUAGGCUUCCUAUGAUUCGUCUGGCUGACAUCCCUGUAAAUUUGUCGUCUGAAGACAGUGGUGUUGUCAAGGUUGCAAUUAAACAAAGGCCACAGAAACAAUCACAAACUUUCAGCAACUCAAACUCUUCGAAGAAAAACAAUUCCAGAAGUGUGGAGGAAAGAAAAGAGGAGUAUAAUCGGGCUCGUGCUCGGAUAUUUAACUCCAGUAAUUCUAAUGGUGGCAGCAGCAAACUGGAAAUUGAGCCAAAAUUGCCAGACACUUCUCAGCAUGCUUCCUCGGGGAUAUCGAGGUUGGAACAAAAGUCCUUUUCUGGGUUACCUGAUGUAAAUUCAGGGAGGUGCUUGAUUGAAUCUUCUACAAGUAGCAGUAGAUCUACUAGAGGUAGGUCUGAGAAGGACCCUGUUGGUAGGUACAAACCAAAUAAUAGGGUGGCUAUUUUUCGUGACCGUGAAGUUGAGCGCACGGAUCCUGAUUAUGACAGGAGCUAUGAUAGGUAUAUGCAAAGAUUUGACCCUGGAUUUGGAUUUAGUGGAGGGUCAUAUACCAUGCAGCCUAUGUACACUCCUGCUGUAACCUAUAACUCAGAAUUUCCACAACUUGGAUCGACCCAUAGGCCUCAUAUAUCUGUGGAACAUCAGUCACGGCAGCUCCCUCAACAUUUACCUGGGCCUUGGACUGCCCCAUCAUCUCCUGCUGGAAUCGGCUAUGGUCAUCCAGAAACAAUAAUGACGUCAUUUAAUCCGAAUCAUGUUGGUUCACACACCACAUCCGCAAUAUAUAUGCAUUCCUCCCAGUAUCAGCAUCCUGGAUUGCCUUACAUGCAUCAUGAACAUGUUCACCCUCCUUUUUCACAGUCUCAUCAACAGCAACCUGAUACAAGUUUCGGAUUAGCCCGGCCCCGUUGAGGGGCGUGGGCCAUGCCUGCACUCUGCCAGCUGGACGGUUAAAGUAUGAUUGAUGCGCCAUCUGUUAUUGUCAACUGGCUGGGGUGCAGGCAUAGAGAGCCAAGGUGGACUGGUGUGGAUGUAUUGCUUUAUUGAACAAUGGAAUUGAUCCAUUCCACUAUACUUGGUUCUAAGCUUCUUCACAUCUUUGAACAAUGGUGAAGAAGCGCAAGGGUGUAGCAGAUACUUUGUUUUUGUCAGGGCUGUGUGCUCUGUUUCCAUAAUGAUGAUGAUGAAGAAUGAAACCUGAAACAAUUAGUAGAGCUGGUAACGUAGAUCUCACUACAAAUGAAGCGAUGCUAUGCUUUUGAAGAAUUAAUCUGUAAUGGCUGGCAAUUCACAUUUGGCUUUUUGGAGUUUUGGGCUCCAGCAGUCUCCCACCUGAAGCUUUUGUCGUUGGUCGUUAUCCCUCCUCUUGAAUAUCAGCCCGCAUUAGAAGAAAAUAAAGCACCACCAUAGCAAAUUAGUAAUACUAGUUUGGACUCUAAUAUUUUAUCUAUUUCACUGGCUCUCAGUCACCUUCAGUUCUCUGAACAUAUUCUCAACUAAUAGCAUAAAUGGUUGAUUUCUGCAUAUUGUCAUGUUGUUUCUGGGGCUUUGCUUGCGUCACUAGUUGAAGGUUUGUUACUUAGAAGUAUUGAUCAUUUCUUGUACUGGCGUUAACAGGAGUAGUGUCAUACGUGGUCAGGAAGCGGGGUUGUUUGAGCAUGAGGUGCUACCAUCACAACUGGGCAGCAACCCUUGUAUUGUGUUUGGCUAAUGAAAAAUCAUUUAAUUAAUCUA